AUGGCUCGAAACUCGGAAAAAGCCCAGUCUAUGCUCUUUCGCUUCCGCGAAGCCCAAGCAGCAGACCUAGGCAUCAUCGACGCCGGACGUACCCGCCGCCCCAAGAUCAUCACCGAAGUCGACUCGAUCCCCGCGUGCGAAAGAUGGCGCGGCCAAGUUCUCAAGGAGAUCUCGCGCAAGGUCUCGAGGAUUCAGGACCCCGUGCUGAGCGACUACCAGAUCCGCGACCUCAACGAUGAAAUCAACAAGCUGAUGCGCGAGAAACACAUGUGGGAGGUACAGAUACGGAAUCUAGGCGGGCCAAACUACAUGAGAGGAGGUGGGAAGAUGUACGACGAACAGGGGAGAGAAAUACCGGGAGGCGGAAAGGGCUACAAGUAUUUUGGACGGGCGAGGGAGUUGCCUGGCGUCAAGGAGCUGUUUGAGGCGGCGGCGGCGAAGAAGCACGAGGACAAACCGCUCGAGGCCAGCAAGGACCUGAGAAAAAUCGUGGAUGCGGCAUACUAUGGCUACGCUCCGGGCGAGGAGGACGACGCGCUGCUGGAAUACGAAGCGCAAAAGGAGAGGGAGGCAGCAGCGAACCUUUUGAAGACAGGGCCUCAGAGCGUACCCGAUGGCUGGGAGCCGUUACCUGGGGACAGCGGGGAUGGCAAUGGAUGGGCUUUGCCAACGAUGGAGGAGGUCCAGAUGGAGCUCUUGGAGAGGAGGCGGCGGAAGCUGCUCGAUCAGCUGUAG
Molecule: messenger RNA, 735 nt
Organism: Trichoderma reesei QM6a
Lineage: Eukaryota; Fungi; Ascomycota; Sordariomycetes; Hypocreales; Hypocreaceae
Exons: 2
Coding region: 1-735 (244 amino acids)
Biological process (GO): generation of catalytic spliceosome for second transesterification step; mRNA 3'-splice site recognition
Cellular component (GO): post-spliceosomal complex; Prp19 complex; post-mRNA release spliceosomal complex
Source: RefSeq, a predicted model, not a curated record